AUGGCCGAUACGCCGCAGACGACUGCAGGUGGCAACCCCAAGGAGGCAAGGGUCCUCGAACAACAUCUGGACCCAAGCUACGAUUAUUCAGAAUUCGAUCCAGCGACACCACCACAGGAAGACGGUGCAGAGAGCUCUGCAAAUUCAACUGACCGACAGGUUCCGGAAUCCUCUUUGCGGCUACAGGGUGGCGACAUCCACCGUGACCUGUAUAAAAUUGCAGCACAGAACAGACGCCAAAAGCUACAUCAACGAGCAGCAACCUUUUCCGAUGCUAUUCACUUUGGCAACAACUCAGCGCCUUCGGUCUCAGACGUUGACCAUGAUGAGCUACCCGUUCGGGAUCAACUUGCGCCAGGAGGCUUGAGGCGACAAUUUCUGCAGCGGCAAAGCAAGCGUGUUAGCUACAUUUCAGAACCCGUGACGCGAAACUUUAUUUCCUUCCUGGAACUGUACGGCAAUUUCGCUGGUGAAGACCUUGAGGAAUCGGACGAUGAAUCGGCCAUCCAAGAUGAAGAGGACGAAGGCGAACGGAGACCGCUGCUUGGACGUCGACAGAGCUCCAAGAGACUGCGGGCUCAGGGUGAUGCUGAUCAAGUUAAGACCUUCUUUACGCUUUUGAAGGCGUUUAUCGGUACCGGGAUAAUGUUUCUGCCCAAAGCGUUCAAGAAUGGUGGAAUGCUGUUUUCAUCCAUAACCAUGAUCAUGGUGUCUGCAAUUACAGCGCUCUGCUUUGAACUGCUUCUGUCGACGAGAAAGAGAUACGGUGGUGGUGGUUAUGGUGAUCUGGGUCAAAUUGUGGUUGGGCCAAAGUUCCGAGCGCUCAUUCUGGUCUCCAUCACGCUUUCGCAAAUUGGUUUCGUGUGUGCUGGUCUCAUCUUCACGGCGGACAAUCUUGCGUCGUUCCUUGACGCUGUAUCUCACGUCAAGGAUCCCCUAUCGACGAAUGCGCUCAUCGGCAUCCAGAUCGCCGUUCUGAUUCCAAUGUCCUUCAUUAGGAACAUCUCCAAGCUCGGACCUGCCGCUUUACUCGCCGAUGUCUUCAUCCUUAUCGGCCUGACCUACAUCUACUGGUAUGACAUCUCUUGGAUCGCCAAGAUGGGCGGCUUUCAUCCUUCGGUUGAGCUUUUCAACCCACGCGACUUCACUAUGACCAUCGGUUCAGCUAUCUUCACUUUCGAAGGCAUCGGGCUUAUUCUUCCUAUUCAAUCAAGCAUGAAAGAGCCUGAACAUUUCAGCAAGCUACUUUACCUCGUCAUGAUGAUUAUUACCGUCAUCUUUACGUCUGUAGGUGUGCUUUGCUACGGUACCUUUGGCGAACACGUCUCCGUCGAGGUCAUUACCAAUUUCCCGCAAUCCAGCAAGCUCGUCAACGCCGUGCAGUUCCUAUACUCCAUGGCCGUGCUUGUCGGCACUCCAGUCCAACUCUUCCCCGCCAUGCGUAACAUCGAACUCAAGAUCUUCGGUCGCGCUUCCGGAAAGCAGAGCAACAUGACAAAGUGGAAGAAGAACGCCUUCAGGACUAGUUUGGUCAUUCUCUGCGGAUUGAUUGCCAUUCUCGGGGCUAGCGACCUCGACAAAUUCGUCGCGCUCAUCGGAAGCUUUGCUUGUGUACCGCUCGUGUACAUUUACCCGGCGUACCUACAUUACAAGGGUGUGGCUAGUCGUCCUUGGGAGAGGUUCGGUGACAUUACGAUGAUGGUGGUUGGUCUCGUUGCUAUGGUAUACACGACCAGUGUUACACUCGCGAGAUGGUCCGAGACUUAG
Messenger RNA from Pyrenophora tritici-repentis Pt-1C-BFP, 1767 nucleotides. RefSeq names its product SdaC, Amino acid permease. Gene Ontology annotation, biological process: amino acid transmembrane transport. The record is from RefSeq and is a predicted model, not a curated record. Gene Ontology annotation, molecular function: L-tyrosine transmembrane transporter activity. NCBI's taxonomy places the organism in Eukaryota, Fungi, Ascomycota, Dothideomycetes, Pleosporales, Pleosporaceae. Gene Ontology annotation, cellular component: vacuolar membrane.